Molecule: messenger RNA, 2218 nt
Organism: Uranotaenia lowii
Lineage: Eukaryota; Metazoa; Arthropoda; Insecta; Diptera; Culicidae
Exons: 3
Coding region: 1601-2203 (200 amino acids)
Source: RefSeq, a predicted model, not a curated record
CCAUCGCGAGAGAUUUUUCGAGUCGGUCACCAUCAGCGUAAAGUUCGUGCUAGUUUUUUUUCCUCACGCAACACCGUCAUUUUCCCAAAAGGUACGGUCAUCGGUUAAUUUGGCUCUGCGAAAACCCUGUGAAAUCAUCCGCGAGUGUUGGUGAAUAACCGCGGCUCGGUUCCAUCCGGCCAGGAAAACUGGACCUUCUUUUUCGAUCGCCAACUUGGACCGUUCCGGUCAAAUUCUAAUGAAAAUGGUGAAGUGAAAAUUUUGUGUGCGAAAGUGACAUUUUUUUUCUUUCGAUCGUCGAGGUUCGCUAACAUUUUUGGAAAAUGGGUAAUGUAAUCGAAAUUUGGUGCGGGCCAUAAAGUAAGAAAAUAAUUUCGGCCGAUCAAGUGGGGUUUAGGGUGCGUGGUUUAUGAUCCGAUAGAGAAAGAAAGGCCGCGUCCAGGAUAUGGUCGGAACAUUUGACCGUUCUAUUUCGAUUCACAUCAGAAAAAGAACAGUAACAAUAGUCGGCCAAAGUGGCCCCAAUUGCGAAGAAAAACAAGGGGCACAACAGCAGUGGCAAAAAGAAAAAGUGUCUUGGGUGCAACAGCGAUAAUAAAAGAAGAAAAAACUAGAAGGAGAGACUCAUCAUCAGCAGCAAAAUCGCAGGCAGAACUUUGACGACGACAUCGCCGUCUUGAACUUUUUUGGCCGUGUGGCGAUCGACCAGCAGCAAUUUCUGGAGUUUGACUCUGUGGAUUCUGGUAGACUCGAUGCUGGUCAAUCUGUGACGAAAAAGCACUUUUUCCGCUGACUUUCGGAGUGAUUAGAGGAAGCAAGUGUGAUAUCAUAGUCAUCGUUUCGGGAAGAAAAGCAAAAACCCAAUGGUGCAAUGUGAAUCAUUUUGAGGCAGUCGAUUUUUGGAGCGUGUGUGAGCGACGAGUGUGUGGAUUUGAUCGAAUUCGACCCAGGGUCUGUGGGAACCAAUCAGUCGGACAUGACGGCCAUCAAACGCAUCCGUCGGGGAUAUCUUUUUGGACGUGACUUGAUUGAGAGAAAUAAAUUAACCAGCAGGGAAUGUGUGCGCGAUUGAGUGCUGCGAGUAUUACGAAUUAUUAGACCGGAAUAUUUUCCGGGAUCAUUCCGACUGGAGUAAUUUGUCUGUCACAAGUGUUGUCCCAAGAAUCGGAAGAGUGUAUGGUGUGGUUUGAGACCGCAGAUGGGAAGAAGUGGAAGCAGUCAUAGGGCGUACUAGAAAAUUAGUGUCACAUUCGGUUGAAAAUAAUUUUUCAUUCGUCGAAUUUUAAGAUUCCAAAGUGAAAGCACAGGUGUGUGUUGGUGUGAGCAAUUUUUGACAGUGCGGGCUGCCUAAACAUACAGCUAUUCGAUUCAAAGUGGAAAAAAAAUCUCGCAAUCUCGCCUUCGAAAAAUUGAAGUUGAAUCGAGUGUGUGGAGAAAACAACACCCAAAAUAAGAAAAAGAAACUGCCUCGUAGCAGUGAGACAACCAGCACCCGCCAGCAGCCAGUGUGUAGUGUUGGGUAGUCUAGUAGUAGCAACGAAGAAGAGGGAGGGGCGGCGUUUCUCCGGAUAUUACAUUAGAGCGUUUUGGUCUAUCCAAUAUGGCUCCGUCUCCGGAGCUAGGUGGUCAACCGAAGGCCCCCGAUAAGUCUGGAGCAUCGGAAAACAGCGCCUCCACCGGGAAUUCGUCAUCUUCCACUACGGUGCCGGCCGCAGUGGUCGCCGCCACCUCAUCAACCCCAGCAGCAGCAGCGACCUCGUCGACAACGGAAACGACGUCGUCGCUCUCAUCAGUCAGCAACUCAACAAAACAGUCGUCAUCAGCCGGAACCAAACACACGUCCGGAACCUCUAGCAGUGGCUCAGCCACUUCCCAACAGCAGGAUAGCAGCAAUAUUGAAAAUAUGCCGGAUCAUGAUCUCAAGGCCCUCCUGGAGGAAGCCAUCACAUACAAAUGUCCAAAGGAUCGAGAACACAAGAGUGCAGCAUUUAAUGUAAGUGAGCCAAAUUUUAAAAAUUCACAUUUUCAACUUAAAUUUACCUAUCAAAGGGUGAAAAAUGCAAAGCAAAAAUCUAUAAUCACAAAGCUCUCGGUGCUGCGAGAAAAUUUGCUUAGACACAAAAAAAGAAGGAAUAGUGAAAGGAAACAGAUAUCGUCACGAAGUGGGAAGAUAAUGUACGGACGAGACGGAUGGGGUAGCUAGUAGAAGCAAAUGUGA